AUGGGUCGCAAAAGAAAAAAUAAUAACGAUAAUAAUUAUCAAUCUAGUAUCGAUGAUGAUAAACAACGACUCUCAAUUGAACAAAAAGGUCGUUACAAGAACGAUGAUUCAAUUAUCGUUGGUGCUGGAUUUCGUGGUACUCACGCUCACAAGAGAGCGCGAGUACUAUCGUAUCAAGUCAUUUGGUACUCACGCUCACCAGAGAGCUUACAGACUAGACCAAGUGACGAGUCAUUUUGUUGCAAUUGGGCUGUCUCCAUUCAGAUCUUAGUAGGGAUAAGUCCAGAUCAUUAUCAUAAAUCUCUAAAUGUAAUUAGAAGCAAUGAACUUGGUAUAUCACAAGUAAAUGCACCUUCAU
Molecule: messenger RNA, 358 nt
Organism: Funneliformis mosseae
Lineage: Eukaryota; Fungi; Glomeromycota; Glomeromycetes; Glomerales; Glomeraceae
Source: the annotation of a GenBank genome assembly